ACAGCUUUCACAUUACUGGAGAGGACAUUACUGCAGAGAAGUCCAAAGUGGUGCAUGUGCAUAGUGCAGUGGGCAAUUCACUGAACACCAUUUUUGCUGAUACAGAUCAUGAAAGAGGAGAGUGCUGAGUAAGAAGAAAAAUGGCCUGAUUAAAGAACAAAAGAAAGAGUGACAGACUUGAGAGCUCUUUUUCUUCUAGUUUGUGUGACGUCACAGCAGCAAUGAACCCUUAACGCAAACAGUGCAAUUACCUUUGACAUUCCUAAAUUGGACAGAGCAAGAAAAAUAAGACUGCAUAGGUCAAAUCUAUUGCUCCGGCCGUUGAAUAGGGAGCUCUUUCAAAAGAGAAAAUGAGAGAAUUGCAGAAAAGAAACAAGAUUUUAUGAAUGUUGUAAUACUUUUGUAAAUGAUGCCAUAUUUGUGCCUUUUUUAUGUGCUUGUGCAUUAACAUUUAAAUGAACUUGUAUUUAUAUGUUUGGUAUCCUUCAACAUACUACAGAAUUUUUGAGAAUCUGUCUAUAAGACAUGAAAUGGCACAUUCCAAAUUUAAUUUCAUUACCGUUUGAUUUGAUAAAGAUUCAAUAAAGAUCUCACCUUUGUUGGGUUAGAAUUAUAAAAAAAGUAAUAAAUAUAUAUCAAAGGUCAAGGGUCGCAUUGUAGUGAGGAAGCCAUGGCUGUGCCGGAAGGAGGGCUCCCUCUGACGCCCUUCAUUCAUCAGGUCGGGGGUCACAGAGGAAUCCUGCUGUACGAUAAAUGCACAAUCUGUAAGCCAAUGUUCGAACGGGAGAUCCGGAAUUACCGUUACUUGGCUCCUAUCAUGGGAGACUUUGUACCAAAGUUCAAGGGUGUUGUUGAAGUUGUCGUCGAGAAGGACAAGGAAGACGAUAUAACAUACAGGGCUAUCACAGCGCCCUCUCUCAGGCACAUUGACCAUGGUACGAUCAAUGGUAAGGUGUCAAGCAACAUUGAGUUGGAUCUGAUCUCUUCUGUGGACUCAAAAUGCAGUGUGACUGAUGACAUGUACAAAGGAGAUGUUUAUACUAAUCACAAAACCCACGUAUCCUCCUGUUGUGAUGGCCGGUGCAUCCAAAACAACAACAAGAAUUCACCUUGUCAAAGAAUAUCCCCAAACCCUCAGUGCCUUGAUGACAGCCCUCCCCUGCAUGGACCAACGAGAGGAAAGGUUUUUGAGGAUGCGACAGACUACUCCUACCUAUCACGGGGCAAUGGUCUGAACCCAUGGAGUCUGAGAGUUCAUCAGGCCGAGGCUCUCAGGUUCACCAUGGGGGAAAAUAGACCCUUCAAGAUACACGCUGACUACAUGCUCCUUGAAAAUGUGACAGUGGACUACCAGUGCCCGUCCGUCAUUGACCUGAAGAUAGGCACCCGUUGCCAUGGUGAUGACCUUUCGGAGGAGAAGAAGCAGUUGAACAUUGCAAGGGCCUUAGAGAGUACAACCAAAAAACUAGGAGUGCGCUUCGGGGGCAUGCAGGUAUACCAAGCUGACAAAGGCACCUAUGUAUGCUGCAACAAGAAAUAUGGAAACAAACUGACCGAGGAUGACCUUCGUUAUGAGGUCGGCAGAUUCGUCUAUGACAAGCACCAGCACAGUAGGAGGAUACGAGCUUCCAUCAUCCGGCGCAUCUCACAACUCAAGGAGCUCAUCUCGAGCAUGGAUCAGUAUCGUUUCUUCGGCUGCUCGGUGCUUAUCAUAUAUGAGGGCAUGGAAAAGGUCGAUUCUACUACGCAGAGUAACGAGGUGAAUGGUUCAACGGAAGUCGAGUCGGCAUUGAGCAAAGGAGAUGCGGAAAGUGGUAGGUACAGGCCUGAUUGCAACGACGAGGCCCGCGACCUCAGGACAGAGAACGCGAAGAGGACUGAUGAGGAUGACGAUGAUGACGAUAACGAUGGCGUCUUAGUGAAGAUCAUCGAUUUUGCGCAUUCGUCAUCCGCUGAAGUAGCUGGAAUGGAUGGGAUAAAUUAUGAAGGUGAAGAUAAGGGUUUUGUGUAUGGUUUAGAGACCCUCAUAGAAUUAAUACGAGAAGGUCCUGCUAAAACGUAGGUUAAAUGCAAUACAUCUCUUUCCUGUACUAUUUGAAGGUGCACACUUAAUAUUAUAUCAAUAUAUUAUGUAUUAGAGGGAGAAAUGAAAGCAAAUAUAUUUAUAUUUAUGUGUUUGAAAUAGAUUUUGCACUUUAUAUAGAAAGAGGGCUGUGAAGUAGAUAUUCAUAAGAACCAUUCACUAUGUUAUUCAAAAUUAGCUUUAGACUGUAGAUUACCUAUUUUAUUCGGCGAUGACUACCAAAUAUCAAAUUGUAUUCAAUAUGCAUUCCAUAGGAAGCUGAAGGCUGGGUUAUGAUAUUGCGAAGUACAUGUACAUGCAGGCUUUUCUUUUUUACUAGGAAUGAUUAGGAAAGCUUAAAUUGCAUAGAUUUUCUCUCUCACUCUGUCUUAUCCAAAAUGUUGGCUAGUGUAUUUGAUCUACUUUUUAAUUACAUUUUACAAAUGGGUAUACCGACUUGAAUUUUGAAAUUAUAAAAACAUCUCCUCCAAUUAAUUAAAACCUCAGAAGUCUGAUGAUUUUUUUUUUUAAUGACUAUUACAACUCUCAUUUUAUACCAGUGCUGUAUAUUGAUGGUCAGUGUACUACAGAUUUACAGGUAAAUAGUAGCCUUCCUCUUGUAUUGGUAAUAGAUGUCUUCAUU
Molecule: messenger RNA, 2705 nt
Organism: Strongylocentrotus purpuratus (purple sea urchin)
Lineage: Eukaryota; Metazoa; Echinodermata; Echinoidea; Camarodonta; Strongylocentrotidae
Product: inositol hexakisphosphate kinase 3
Exons: 6
Coding region: 671-2062 (463 amino acids)
Biological process (GO): inositol phosphate biosynthetic process; phosphatidylinositol phosphate biosynthetic process
Cellular component (GO): cytoplasm; nucleus
Molecular function (GO): inositol hexakisphosphate kinase activity
Source: RefSeq, a predicted model, not a curated record